Stegostoma tigrinum is the source of this 982-nucleotide messenger RNA. RefSeq names its product probable G-protein coupled receptor 139. The record is from RefSeq and is a predicted model, not a curated record. Gene Ontology annotation, biological process: G protein-coupled receptor signaling pathway. Lineage: Eukaryota; Metazoa; Chordata; Chondrichthyes; Orectolobiformes; Stegostomatidae. Gene Ontology annotation, molecular function: G protein-coupled receptor activity. Gene Ontology annotation, cellular component: membrane. The transcript is spliced from 2 exons. The coding region runs from base 5 to 982 and encodes 325 amino acids.
GAGGAUGAUUGAUACACUUGAACAGGUUGAAAAAAUAUACAACACCAUUAUUGCUGUCAUUGGAGUUCCUGUUAACUUGGUGGCAAUAAUGAUCCUGUCCCGUGAGAAAUGUGGCCUGUCUAGAUGCACUACGUACUAUCUCGUGGCAAUGGCAGCUGCAGAUCUUUUGGUCAUUACAACUGAUGUUAUACUGUCACAGAUCGCCCAUUAUUAUUUUCCGCAAUCUUUUCUGGAAAUCACCCCAGUGUGUAGUUUUCUCACAUUUCUGAUUCAUGCAGCAAUCGAUUGUUCAGUCUGGUUCACUGUCACUUUUUCCUUUGACAGAUUUGUUGCCAUUUGUUGCCAGAAGCUGAAAACUAAAUAUUGUACCAACAGAACUGCAGCUGUGGUUCUAACAUCAACCUGGAUUCUACUCAGUUUAAAAAACAUUCCAUUGUACUUUUCAAUUGAAGCCAAAGAAAUAGUAAACAACAUGUCGUGGUUUUGUGAUUCAAAAACAAGUUAUUAUACUGAGCCAGGAUGGGUGGGUUAUGAUUGGUUUGCUACUUUAUUAACCCCAAUGAUUCCAUUCGCUUUAAUUUUAUUGCUCAACGCUCUGACAGUCAGGCACAUUUUGGUAGCAAGUAGAGUCCGUAAGCAAUUGAGGGGGAUGUGUAAGGGAGAAAAUCACAAAGACCCAGAGAUGGAGGGCAGACGGAAAUCAGCAAUUUUACUUUUCACAAUAUCAGGCAGUUUCAUACUGCUGUGGUCAGCAUAUGUUCUACAUUUCUUAUAUUAUAACAUUACAGGAACAAAUCCUGAAUAUUACGAGGGUUCAUUAUAUUUAUUUCAGCAGGCUGGAUUUAUGCUACUGAGUUUGAGUUGCUGCACUAAUACAUUUAUUUAUGGGGUGACUCAGUCAAAGUUCAGAGAGCAGUUUAUGAGUGCGCUGAGAUAUCCGUUGACAUCAUUUAUUGAAUUAAUCAAUAAACUAAGGGACUGA